AUGGACACCAAAGAAAGCGAGGCAGAUGAAUCCAUGAAACCACAAGAGUUCGAGAAGGACGAAUCUACCACCGAUCCAAAACGCGAAGCACGCCUGAAAACCCUCACCACCAUGUUAGAAACGCUCACAACGCAAAUAGCCUCAACCGAGUCCAUGCUUGCAGAGGUCACCUCCAAACUGCAAAACAACCCAUCGACAACAGUGAAAAAACACAUCGACCUGCUACACGCGUACAACGAAAUCAAGGAUGUAGGUCUUGGGUUGAUGGGGCUGAUCGCUGAGGCGCGUGGGUGCAUUCAUUACACGUAUGAACGGGAGUACUGCGGGUUUAUCAUCAGGGAGGACUAA
Penicillium argentinense is the source of this 348-nucleotide messenger RNA. RefSeq names its product SWI5/SAE3 family protein. Bases 1 to 348 code for a protein of 115 amino acids. Gene Ontology annotation, cellular component: Swi5-Swi2 complex; Swi5-Sfr1 complex. The transcript is spliced from 4 exons. The record is from RefSeq and is a predicted model, not a curated record. Gene Ontology annotation, biological process: meiotic DNA recombinase assembly involved in reciprocal meiotic recombination; meiotic joint molecule formation; double-strand break repair via homologous recombination. NCBI's taxonomy places the organism in Eukaryota, Fungi, Ascomycota, Eurotiomycetes, Eurotiales, Aspergillaceae.